Molecule: messenger RNA, 981 nt
Organism: Closterium sp. NIES-65
Lineage: Eukaryota; Viridiplantae; Streptophyta; Zygnematophyceae; Desmidiales; Closteriaceae
Source: the annotation of a GenBank genome assembly
AUGAGUGCCAAUCAGCUCUCAGGGUCCAUUCCUGACUCCAUCACCACCCUCCUCAGCCUCGUUUACAUCACCAUGAGUAACAACCUCACGAGCUCUGUGCCAGCUUUGAGUCGUCUCAACACUCCUGCCCCACCCUGCUCUCCCUGCCCACCCUCCCCACUCUCCCCACUCUGCCCCCUCUCCCCACCCAGCGCCAUGGUUCACAACAACCUCAUGGGCUCUGUGAUAAUGCUUUGUGAUAAUAAAAGGGUUUUCAGACGUCUCAAAACACUCUGCCCGCCCUGCCUGCCCUCCUCAUCCAAACCCCCCCCCUCCUCUUCCCCGCCCAGCGCCAUGGGUAACAACAACCUCACGGGCUCUGUGCCAGCUGGCAUGGGUCACCUCACCGCCCUCAGCCAGCUGUCAGUGCCGCCCCCCUCGUGUGCUUGCCCUCCCUCUCCCCUCGUGCCGUCUGCCCCACUCUGCACCUUUGCUGCAAUGCCUUGUUUUCUUUUUAUCAUCUACGUGGACAACACAGGGUUGCAGUGCGCCACAGGGGGGUGGUGCGAGCUGACUCAGCAGACAACGUCAGCAUUCUGCCAGCAUUGCUCCUUCUUCUGCUCCAACUGCUCCGUGCAACCAGGUGGGUGUGCAACCAGGUGGGUGUGCAGCCAGGUGGGUGUGCAACCAGGCGCCUCAAGAAUUGCAGUGGGUGUCACAUUCCCCACCUUUCCCAUCCCUCCACCUUUCCACCCCUUCCCCCCUCCAUCCGCCCCUUUCCAUUUACGCCAACCCCCACUGCAGCUGAUGUCUGUGUCGUUUCAGUUCAACCCCUCUGACGUGUGUGCAUCGUUUCAGUUCAACCCCUGCGGAGGGGGUGCCUGUGUCUCCCUCCCCAACGGCACCUACACCUGCCAAUGCCCUCUCGGCACCACCAUCGGGAACAACGGCACCAUCGCUCCCACUUGCGUCCUUUGUCCCACAUGCCUCAACUGUCAGUAA